AGAAUUACACAAACAAAUAGACAUUAUAGGUAUUGUUUUCAUAUUUUUUUUUUCGUGUUUUCUCUUUAUCUUUUAUAGUUAUAUCUUAUACAUCUAAAAAAAUAUAUUGUAGGACGCGACUACGCGAGUAGAAUUUGAAGAACUGUAGACCAAUUUGAAAUAAAAAUCUACAGCAGUAUGCCGUUGGAAUGGUUAUUUGGGCGUCGUAUGUCGCCCGAUGAGAUGUUGAGAAAGAAUCAGCGUGCUCUGAAUAAAGCAAUGCGUGAUUUGGAUCGCGAAAAAAUGAGAAUGGAACAGCAAGAAAAGAAAAUCAUUGUGGACAUCAAGAAAAUGGCUAAAGAUGGACAGAUGGAAUCGGUGAAAAUCAUGGCAAGAGAUUUAGUAAGAACAAGACGUUACCAAAAGAAAUUUAUGGUAAUGAAGGCUAAUAUACAAGCAGUAUCUUUAAAAAUACAAACACUUAAAUCACAAAACGCUAUGGGUCAAGCAAUGAAAGGCGUGACUAAAGCAAUGCAAAAUAUGAACAGGCAACUCAAUUUACCACAAAUUCAAAGGAUACUACAAGAGUUUGAAAAACAGUCUGAAGUAAUGGAUAUGAAGGAAGAAGUAAUGAAUGAUGCUAUGGAUGAUGCGAUGGAAGACGAAGGAGACGAAGAAGAAACAGAUCAAAUUGUAACACAAGUACUAGAUGAGUUAGGUCUUCAGCUUACAGAUCAAUUGUCUGGAUUGCCCUCAGCUUCUGGCUCAAUAAGUAUAGCGGCCACUGGAAAAGUACCAAUUGUGGCUCAAGAUGGCGGAGGUGGUGCUAGUGGUGGUGGUGGUGCUGCUGCUGCACAACCAAAUGAUGCUGAUGCAGACUUGCAAGCUAGAUUAGAUAAUUUAAGGCGCAAGUGAACAAUAUUUUUUGCAAAACCUAAUGCAUAUAUAAUUAUAUACCAACCUAUUUAAUUGUAAAAAUUGUUAAAUAUUAUUUUCAUUUUAUAUGCAUGAUUUUAAUAUAAAAUAUAUAUUAUAUAAAUAUAUUUUUAUCAUUAAUAAUAAUUAAUAAAUAUUAUAGAAAAUUUAAAAACAUGUAUAUUUUGGUAAUUUUAAAUUAUAUAUUUAAAACAUUAAUAUUUAAUAUAAAUGAGAUCGAAACACUACAAGCAUUUUGAACAUGAUAGUCAAAUUAUAAGUGAUUGAAAAUAAUGAUUCCAAUACAAUUGAUUAAUGUUUUAUUUAACUGUGAAUAUUAUGUAUAAUUAAUAAUUUUAUAAUUUGUUAUAAUUUAAAUUGUGUCAGCCUUUGUUCAUUUUUUACAUCAUUAAAGUUACAACCACAAAUAAUUAAGACAAAAUCACUGAUAUUCUUAAAAUUAUUUAAAUUAAACGUAAAAACAUAUUAUUCUUAAGUAGAGUAUAAUUAUGUGUAGAUUAUAGGACAAAUAUAAUAUAAUAUAAUAUUAAAACAAUAACUUGGUAUAGUAAGGUAUAAACAAUUUAAAAACAAAAUCGAUAUAUCAUAUAAUAUCAUUUAAGUAAAUAAAUGCCUGCAAUUUUGUCGCACAAAA
Molecule: messenger RNA, 1549 nt
Organism: Acyrthosiphon pisum (pea aphid)
Lineage: Eukaryota; Metazoa; Arthropoda; Insecta; Hemiptera; Aphididae
Gene: Vps2
Product: vacuolar protein sorting 2
Exons: 5
Coding region: 178-894 (238 amino acids)
Biological process (GO): vacuolar transport
Source: RefSeq, a predicted model, not a curated record